Carassius gibelio (silver crucian carp) is the source of this 4700-nucleotide messenger RNA. RefSeq names its product LHFPL tetraspan subfamily member 6 protein. NCBI's taxonomy places the organism in Eukaryota, Metazoa, Chordata, Actinopteri, Cypriniformes, Cyprinidae. The record is from RefSeq and is a predicted model, not a curated record. The coding region runs from base 483 to 1085 and encodes 200 amino acids. The transcript has 4 exons. Gene Ontology annotation, cellular component: membrane.
AGCGCGGCUCGCGCUCGUGUUGUCUCUUAGCUGCCACAGUGCGCUCAGUGCCACGGACAGAGCUCAAUAUGUCUUGUGUCUUCUGAAAUACACUGGGAUUAUUUUAGCGCUUUCCUGCAGGAGUGACAGUGAAAUAAACAGAAAGGCACAAGCAGAUCUCAUCAGACUUCAAGUAAGGAAUUAAAUGCAUGUUUCUGCGCGCGUACCGCGAGUUGCGCCCGUUCAGCGGACAAAGUUUAUUUCUUCUCCACGGUCCCAGGCAGCUGGACCGGAAUUUGAAAUUAACACACCAGUCAGAAUACAUCUAUGGGACUGCACACACAACAGCGGUGAAGAGUGUAUGGAGAUAGACAUCAUCUUUCCAGCAAAGCAAAAGGAAUUAUUAUUUUAUUAUUUUAAUAAAAUUUUUUUGUGUGUCUGAUAUCCUCUUUUCCAAACUCUCUUCUGGAAUUGUAGCCAAUAUUUAAAGAAAUUUCUCCAGAAUGGCAUCCAGCCUCACGUGUACGGGUAUGAUCUGGGCUCUGGUGUCCCUGCUGAGCGCAGCAGCUUCCUGCGUGGGGUUCUUCAUGCCCUACUGGCUGCUGGGCUCACAAAUGGAUAAGCCAGUGUCCUUCGGUACUUUCCGGCGGUGCUCGUACCCAGUUCGGGACGAAGAGAGGCAGGCUACGAUCAUGCUGGAGCAGUGCGGGCGCUAUGCAAGCUUUCAGGGUAUCCCUAGUAUGGAGUGGCAGAUCUGUACAGUCGUGACGGGGGUUGGAUGUGGCCUGCUGCUGCUGGUUGCACUCACCGCGGUCAUGGGCUGCUGCAUAUCAGAACUCAUCUCCAGAACUGUCGGACGUGCAGCGGGGGGCGUGCAGUUUGUUGGAGGUCUGCUCAUCGGUUCAGGAUGUGCUCUGUAUCCUCUAGGGUGGGACAGUGAGGAGGUCCGGCAGACAUGCAACAACAGCUCAGAUCAGUUUGAACUUGGCUCUUGUCAAAUCGGCUGGGCGUACUACUGCACUGGGGCUGGCGCCAUCUCGGCCCUGUUGCUGUGCACCUGGCUCGCCUGUUUUGCAGGGAAGAAACAAAAGCAAUACCCAUACUAGAAGAACUGACCUCAACUACAGCCUGAACCACAGCAGGACAGAUCCCUUAGACUCAGUGGAGACUGGCUUUGCAGUCAAUGGCAUGACGGCUUUUCUCCAUUAAUGCAACUCUGACUCAUUAUAGACUCAAAAUGCUCAUAUUGCCUUUUGUGUGAUUAAAACGAGCAUGCACUUUUCAAAGAGACAUGACUUUUGGCAGUACUUCCUCUUCUCUCUAAAAAACAACUAGAGAGUAUAUUACAUGAAAGGACCAGUUAUUGUGUGUGUAUUUUAUGUCCACUGUUGUGAAUAUUACAAGUGUGCUUGUUUUCUUCUUCUUUCUCUUGAAUUGAUAUUGUAAAAUUAAGUUUUGGUUUAGAUGUACAACAGACACUUGAUGAAGUCUGCAUAUAUAGCAUAUUAAUAUUACUAUGCCCUGAAAUACAUAUGUCAGUACUAUACUUUAAAUAUUAUGGUGCAUUAAAACACAAAUGCUUAUUUGAUUAAAAUUAUAUUUAGUUACAUUUAAGACUUAAAAAAUUAAAUAAUUUGUCGGCACAAAUAGCCUUUUUGGCAGCGUGUCGACAUGCACUUCUGUUAAGCUUUGGGCGAACCCAUGUUCGAGUCUUGGAUCACAGACCUUUCUUGAUCCCAAUCCCACUACCAAUUUGCUUUCUGUCUUACUACUGUCCUAUCAAAAAAAGGCAAAACCUCCAAAAAUAAAUCUAAAAAUUGUUAUAAUAAAAAAAAUAAAUAAAUAUAGUUUAGUAAUCAUUAUCUAAAAAUAUUUGACCACUCCAUAAUAAAGUAUUUCAGAGUCGUGUUAUAAAAUGUAUUAAUUGCUUACGUAAUUAUAUACAAUUACAUAGUGUAUUAAAACUAAUAUUAAACAUUAUAUAUGUAUACAGACUUCAUGUAAAUUAUCAAAAAAUAUAUUCAUCAUUUUUAUUUUUACAUAUUUAUUGUGAAUUGCAAUAAUAUUCAUGAUUUAUAUCUAUAUAUUGCCUUUUUUGUUUCAAAGCUUGAUCAUUACAUUAAUGUAUGCUAGAAAUAUAGAAUACAAUAUAUGUUCUGAUGAAAUAUCACUCAUUGACAUAUUGUGUUGAAAAGGCAACAAAGAGGAAUCAUUGCUUAUUUGAUCUGUACCCUAUCGAUACUUCACUCAUACUGUGUCUGCUAAAAUGCUAUGGUUAACUCCUUUUUUUCAGACUACUGAAGCCUUUUUAAUAAUGCAGUGUAACUUUACAGCCAUUGGUUCAUGCAGUAAAUUAAAAACUAUCCAAUGGGUCAGCAGCGGAGAUGCAUGAGCCAAUGGCAAUGAAGCCCACUAGAAUGGGUGGGGCAUUUGUAUAUAUAUGUGGGCAUUUCACCAUAGUUGUCGCUUCAGUUGAAGUAACCUGAGGAUCUUGAGUCAUGCAGCUCCAUAGCAGAGCUAGCAACGCAGUACUUGUUCCCAUAUCUCAUGGAAGCAAGGUUACAUGGGUACGAUCCCUAUCAAUACUUCAUUUGUACUGGGUUAGUUAAGAUGCUAUGGGGAACCAGUACAAUUCCAUCAUGCUGUGGUAGAGGAAUGACUAAAACUUGCCUUAAGCACUAAACGGAGACAAGCGUGAACAAGUAUUUUGCUGCGAAGUCCCGCAGGAGGCAAUAGGGCCAAACAGAGGUCGGCCCGGCCUUGAGUAAUCGUUCCAAGAUAUUUUCAUACAGCCUCAGAACUCAGUGAGGGCCAAGAGCGUACAGUAAUGAAGGCAAAUCCCUGAAGCACUGGCUUUACCAUAUAGCAAAAGUGAGCCCGUUAUGCAGAAAGGAUCCGGGCCUGUAAUGCCAGGACAUCCAGAUUAUAGAACCUGUUAAAUGUGGAUGGCGAGGCCCAGCCAGCCGCUGCCGAAAAACUUUGGAAUGGACACACCGCUAGACCAAGCCCCGUCGCAGUGAUUUUGCCAAGUAAGACAUGUUCCUGGAUCAACAUCUUCUCAUAAACCUGGAUCAACAUUUUUGUCCAAAAAUACAGACUUAACCAAAUCCCUACCCUUAAACAAGGAUGUUGAUCCAGGAACAUAUUGUACUUGGUGAAAUCAUGCUCGCCACCAAGCCUAGAAAGAGGUGACACCUCUUGUUAAUCAAUCAAUCAAUCAAUCACCUUUAUUUAUAUAGUGCUUUAAACAAAAUACAUUGCGCCAAAGCACUGAACAACAUUCAUUUGGAAAACAGUGUCUCAACUCCCCAUGGGAGUUAAGUGGGCACUUACUCCCAUGGGGCACUGUAGGCCCAAAGAAGAGUAGGCUAGCACAAUAGCAUUGAUUAUACAUUUGGAAAGUCUCUGCUUCUGGUGGGCUUCAUCACCAUAGGCUUGUGCAGCUCUGCUACCGACCCAUUGUCUCGUUUUUAAUUCACUUUAGUUACACUGCAUUAUUGAAAAGGCUUCAGUAUUCAGACAAAAAGGAGUUUUUCCCCAUAGCGUCUUAGCAGAUGCAGUACUUGUUCCUGUAUCUCAGGAAGCCUAGGUUACAUUAGUAACCAAGUACUUUUAUCAACAUUUUAGUUUUUAUGUUAAUCAUACACACUAUUAUUAUAUAUUACACACUACAGUACAUUAAAUCUCUCUCCACAGAUGUGUCAGAAUUAGCUGUUGUGAGGAUUUAGGUAUCUGCUCAUUAGCACUGCUACAACCAUUCUUCAAACAAGAACUUUUUACACACCAUUUGCAUAAUGAUGGUUAUCAAAAGUUAUUAUGAAAUGGCAUUUUCAGCCAAUUAUGCUUCCAAAUCUGACAUUUUUCAGAGUAAAACAAGACACUCAAUGGAAUUAAAGUAGGUUGGGACUUUGAUUGGAUGCUCCCAUGUUAGUUGUUACAUUUGAUAAAAGAUUGUAAAUUACUUUAUGCUUUCUUUGGAAUAAUGUGCAGCACAUCCUUUUUUAAUGUUUAUGUUAAAUCUUAUUCCAAUAUAAUCUAACAUCAUUUGGUAAUGGCAGGUACCACUAACCAUGUAUGUGGUGUUUAUAAUUAAUAUCCUGAGCUCACACACUCAUUAGUGGGGCAUGAAGCUGCUCCUGUAAUCUGUUCACAUUAUGAUAAUGCCCACAAUACCUUAUAGGCUAGUGACAAUGCCCCUGAAUUUUCGAGAUACCCCUACCGGAGGUAGAACUAAACCCAACAAUGUUUUUCCUCAUCUCUAAGGUCUCCCAUAUAUGAAAUGGAUUCUUGGCUAAAAAUAUUUUACUGCUAAGAUUGUUAAAUUAACAGAUAUUGUUAUACACCACAAAACCAAUAAAGGACUAAAAUAUAGCCUGUCCGUAUGGGAGUUAAGGCAUAUAAACUAAUGCAGAUCAAUCACACAAGCUCUGAGAGCUUUGAAACUUGACAUGUUUGUAGUCAGGAAGUUGAUUUAACUACUAGAAAAGACUGGAUGUGAAUAUCUUGAUGUAUGGAAUAAAUAGACACAUGUAAACACACAUCUAAAAUAAGCGGACAUGCACAAAUUUAAUAUCUAUGCAGAAUGUUUUCAUUUACUUUGUGCUUGCUUUGCCUGGCAUUAUCAUAGAAACACAUAUGAUGGCUUGUUGGAAAGGUGGGGUUGUGCUGAAUCCAGCAAUACCAAAUAUGUAAAUAUAUAAUAAAAGAGAAGUGUUCUGUCA